Molecule: messenger RNA, 695 nt
Organism: Daucus carota subsp. sativus
Lineage: Eukaryota; Viridiplantae; Streptophyta; Magnoliopsida; Apiales; Apiaceae
Exons: 3
Coding region: 1-477 (158 amino acids)
Source: RefSeq, a predicted model, not a curated record
AUGAACUACCAUGUUCUACAAAUGUCGGUGAACGAAUAUCAGAAGUCACUCAAAGAGGUAAUGAAAAUGCUGGAAAGACACGAUAGUAAAAUAAGUGCACACGAUAAAAUGAUCAAUGAUAUAAACGAAUCAGUGACUAAGUUAUCAAAACGACUUGUGAAGGUAGAAACAAAUUCUCAGAAAAAGUACGACGAGAUUAUUAAAGCUGUUACUUCAAUUAAAUCCAAGAUGUUCGAGCUCAAAGAGGAGCUUCCAGAAUUUAUUGAGGGAUCGAUCUCUGCCGCUCACGACAAACAGGCCACUGUGCUCCUGACUGCAAUGAACACUAAGUUUGAGGAAUUUGUCGAACUGCUGAAUCCGAAGGAUGCCCUGCACCAAGGAACGGAUAGCGGACCACCCCGCAGCGGACGCCACAGAGGACUACGCGUCGGAGGACUACGCAUCAAAGGACGCAGCGGAGAAUGCAGCAACGGCUAGGUGCAAGAAGAGUUUUAUGUGUUGUGACUCUGAGGACGUGUCCCUCUUGUUAUGUUCUAUUGUUUAGUGUUCUUGGAGUCCUGCAUGUUUAGGCUACAUGUGUUGUUUUCUGUUGAUUGUGUUCUUGGAGAUGGUGAUGCUUCCUCCCCUUUCGCUGAGUCGCUGAGUUGGUUCGUUGUGCCGAGUCGUCAUUUCCAUAGUUCCGUGUUGAUUGAUUG